AUGGGUAGUGCAGUUGUUGUGGUUCACAUGAACUUCAGUAAGGUCUUUGACAAGGUCCCACAUGCUCGAUUGCAUGAUAUUCCAGUUCUAUUGACCCCUGUCUUGCUUCUUCAGACAAAGAUGAAGAGGAGGGCUGUUGGCAUCUGGCAUUGUGGAUCCUGUAUGAAAACAGUAGCCGGAGGGGCUUGGGCCUACAAUACCACCUCAGCUGUUACAGUGAAGUCUGCAAUUCGCCGUCUGCGGGAGUUGAAGGAUCAGUGAGCAGUGGCUGGGGAGUCUGAUCUUUUCCAGAGGUGCAUGUGUCAGCAGACUUGUUAAUAAAAGUUUAAAUGAAAAGGCA
This is a messenger RNA of Chiloscyllium plagiosum (whitespotted bambooshark), 340 nucleotides long. NCBI's taxonomy places the organism in Eukaryota, Metazoa, Chordata, Chondrichthyes, Orectolobiformes, Hemiscylliidae. The record is from RefSeq and is a predicted model, not a curated record.